ACCUCGAGGCGGGGAGCUCUGGUUGGUGUGUGGGGUCGGGGCUGCGUUUCAGCCCCGGCGAGCGGUGGUGUCUUUAGGAGGUGGAUGGACCCGGGAAUGCUUUAAAAAAUCCCGUUGAGGAGGCAUUUAGAGCGAUACGGUCCUCCCGAUGGGUUACUCGAGACCCACGUGGGCUGCGCCUCUCCCGGCACCAUUGAUAAAGGGCUGGCUUCAGCCGCUUCAUUUCAAUGCCACGGGUGUUCCUUCCUCACAAUCUCUGGCGAGGAAAGCGCUGCCGCCUGUGCCAGGAACCGAGGGAGACCGGGCUGUGAGCUGAAUUCAUAAAACGGGCAAAAUUUCCACUGGGCCGUGGCAGAGUUAAGAUCUGAAAUCAGAGCAACGGAGUUUACUGCAUUUUUCUACUGCCCAGCCUCGCCCCCGGCCUUGGGAGCUGCGAGAGGAGCUUUAACCGGGCACCUCUGCUCUGCUCCGGGGAUUUCUCCCGGAGCGGAUCCCGCGUUUCCUUUCUCUGCUGACGGGCACGCCAAAGGGAGAGACACGACUCUCCGAGUGAGAGGGAGCAUAUGCAGCCUACAGCGCGGGCUGUGCUGCCCGCCCGCCGCGGGCCCGCGACGGGGAGAGUCCCGGGAUGAGAUGAGAAGGAACAGCAACGCCAGAGCUGCGUAGGAGGAAGUAGGAAAUGUCAGCGCAGGGUUAGCAGCUUCCCAAGGCUGGCACACCAAACCCGGUUUUUCGUUUCCUAGUUAGAGGUUGAGCAUGCCGGUAAAAAACUCAGCAACAGCCAAGACAGAUUGCCUCUUAACGAGGUAAGAUAGCACUGAUCUUCUGACCAUCAGUGCCCUGUAUCCUUGCAAGGCAGAAGCUCCCAAGGAAUUCAGCGGGAUCCAGGGGAUUUAUACGGCACAGAAAAGGCUCGGCCGAGGUGCUGCAAGCCCCCGGUCCCAGCCCGGCGCUGCCACCCAGCCAGAACAUGGCUCUGUACCACCUUUGGCUCCGGAGGCUGCUGAUGUCUCAGGCUACAACCCCCCCCAGCUGUGGAAAGCGGGUGACGGGAUGGUACCUGCCACUGGAAACCUCCUUAUUUAUUGCCUGACCUUUUCAUAAAUGCACAAGCCCAGCAGCCCUGCUCCAGGCAGAGCCGGUGCUGCAGGACUGGGUGUAGCAGGGACACAGGGCAGGGCUUGUCCUCCUGAAUACUGCCCAGCGGGAGAAAUCACUGCAUCUCCGUCACCACCGCGCUUGUGACUCCAUUCCCUCUGCCGUGUUCUCAUGCCUGGGCGUUGAGUGCCCGGCGGUGCCGGCCAGCAGCCCAGUUGCACUUCAGGCAAGUCUUCGGGCCCCAGGUGAGUUAAGGGCAGGUUCCAGCUGCGGUUCAACCCAUCGGCAAAAGGCUGAAGCCGGCAGAGGUUGUGAAACAGGCGACCGUGGGACAGGGCGGCUGUUUCGGUCUGUGCUUUGCUGCGCGCCGGGAGUUCGGAGGAAGAACUUGUUCGACCGCUUGUUGUCCGGCUGUCGGUGCCGGGAGCCCCGGGCUGGUGCGGGCCACCCUUCGCCCCACCUUCCUCGGCCUUUUUGGCAGGGGGGAGCUUGUAAGCGUCACCUUACAAGUCCAAGAGAGGCCAAAGGACCUGGCCAGGCGCGUAGGCAGGAGGACGAGGACCAGCCGUCCUGGUGACGCCAGGGCUGGGGGCCGGAGCUGAGCCGGCUGCGAGGCAGCGCCGGGGCGCGCUGGCCCUGAUCCUCUUCGGAGGAACCGUCUCCUCGGCUCAGCAGGAUAUAUGCACCAAGACAAAGGAGCACUCGACCUGCGUAAGAAGCCAUGGAGACCACCAGCAGCACUCCCUCCCCUGUGACCCCCCCGUGGGAAGCGUUUCCCCAGAAGUCGCUGGACUCCAUAGACAUUGCUGUUCUGGUGCUGUACUUCAUAUUUGUCCUCGCUGUUGGGCUGUGGUCCAUGUGGAAGACGCAGCGCAGCACUGUAAAAGGCUACUUUCUGGCUGGAGGACAGAUGGUUUGGUGGCCUGUGGGCGCCUCCCUGUUUGCCAGCAACGUUGGAAGUGGCCACUUCAUCGGCCUGGCUGGGUCGGGAGCUGCCUCGGGAAUCGCCGCGACAGCCUACGAGUGGAACGGGAUGUUUUGUGUUUUGGUGCUGGCCUGGCUCUUCCUUCCAAUUUAUAUAGCAGCAGGGGUUACUACCAUGCCGGAGUACUUGCGGAAACGUUUCGGAGGCAAAAGGAUUCAGAUGUUCCUGGCGAUUCUCUACUUGUUCAUCUAUAUCUUCACCAAAAUAUCCGUGGAUAUGUACGCCGGGGCCCUCUUCAUUCAGCAGGCCUUGCACUGGGACCUCUACGUCGCUGUGGUGGGCCUGCUGGCCGUCACGGCCGUUUACACGGUCGCGGGUGGCCUGGCAGCUGUGAUAUACACGGACGCUCUGCAAACUCUCAUCAUGCUGAUCGGGGCCGUGACUCUCAUGGUCUUCAGCUUUGUUGAAGUUGGCGGUCUUGAAGGUUUGCAGACAAAAUACUUCGAUGCCAUUCCCAGCACACGCAAGGAAAACAGUAGCUGCGGCUUGCCGAGAGAAGAUGCUUUUCACAUUUUCCGAGACCCUGUUAACUCUGACCUGCCCUGGCCGGGAGUUCUGGUGGGAAUGACCAUCCCGUCCCUGUGGUACUGGUGUACAGAUCAGGUCAUCGUUCAGAGGUCCCUUGCUGCUAAAAACCUCUCUCAUGCCAAAGGAGGCUCCUUGAUGACCUCCUACUUGAAAAUUUUGCCCCUCUUUAUGAUGGUAAUGCCAGGCAUGAUCAGCCGAAUACUUUUCCCAGAUCUGGUGGCUUGUGCUGAUGCGGAAAUUUGCCGAAAAAUCUGUGGCAACCCGUCUGGCUGUUCCGAUAUUGCUUAUCCUAAGCUGGUCAUCGAACUUCUGCCUGUAGGACUCAGGGGCCUGAUGAUGUCCGUGAUGAUAGCAGCUCUCAUGUCCUCCCUGACUUCCAUCUUUAAUAGUGCCAGCACCAUUUUCACCAUGGACCUCUGGAAACACCUCCGUCCCCGUUGCUCCGAGUGGGAACUCAUGAUUGUUGGCAGGGUCUUUGUGCUGCUGCUCACCGUGGUCUCCAUCCUGUGGAUCCCACUGGUACAGGCUGGCCAGGGCGGGCAGCUCUUUAUUUACAUCCAGUCGAUCAGCUCCUACCUGCAGCCCCCCGUGGCAAUGGUGUUUAUACUGGGUUGCUUCUGGAAGAGAGCAAAUGAAAAGGGCGCGUUCUGGGGCCUGGCGAUCGGGCUGCUGCUGGGCGUCAUUCGGCUGGUGCUGGACUUCAUCUACCCAGAGCCCCAGUGCGGUGAGACCGACCUCCGGCCGGGCGUGGUGAAAUACAUGCACUAUCUCUACUUCUCCAUGGUCCUGGCCGCCAUCUCCACGCUCACUGUGCUGGUCGUGAGCAUGCUCACAGAACCCCCCGCGGAAGAAAUGAUAAGUCGGCUUACCUGGUUCACACGUGGGGAUCUACCAGUCAAGCAAGACCUAGCAGUCAGCCCUUCCCCUGAAGCUGCAAAAGGAGUGUGUGAAGCUGAGCGUCCAGCUCUCCAGAUUGAUAUAAGCAUUGCUACUGAAAAUAGUUCAAAUGAUAACAAAUGUACGACUGACGCCAAAGGGAACUCGAAGCUGCUGACCACCUUUCUGUGGCUCUGCGGGAUGGAGCGCAAGCAGGAAAACCCCGAGAACGCGGCACCGCCUAAACCCGAGCCGCUUCCCGUGGCUCCUCUGGAGGAGACACCGCUGGUGAAACACGUCCUGAACAUCAACUUGCUAUUAUGUGUAUGUGCUGGGCUCUUCCUCUGGGCCUACUUCGCAUAGCAGUUGGCUAUGCGAUUCCAGAUGCCACCAACUAAUUUUAAUCGGUGUAAAUAAUAAUGAUUAGCGGAGGGUUAAUGUAAUUCUUAAUGCUUUCUAAAUUUUAUUUCUCUAUUUAAGAAGACAGACCUUUUCCCUUAAUCCUUUCCUUAUUUCUACUGGGGGCUCUUGGCUGCGAAAGGUGCUGAGCGCUCAGCACUGGCACUGUCAGACCCGAACUGGCAACAAGAAGACGGGUGGCAAGAGCUAAGGGAGGCAGCUAGGCGGAAGAGGUUUGUUCGGUUGUUUUAAAUAUUAAAUGAAGCUCUUUGGGGUUAGAGCACUGCCUGGAA
Molecule: messenger RNA, 4179 nt
Organism: Tyto alba (common barn owl)
Lineage: Eukaryota; Metazoa; Chordata; Aves; Strigiformes; Tytonidae
Gene: SLC5A11
Product: solute carrier family 5 member 11
Exons: 16
Coding region: 1820-3850 (676 amino acids)
Biological process (GO): transmembrane transport
Cellular component (GO): plasma membrane
Molecular function (GO): D-glucose:sodium symporter activity
Source: RefSeq, a predicted model, not a curated record